AUGGAUUGGAUGAAUGUUUUAAGACGAAACAGUGGGUUUGAUUUGCAGGUCUUCUCUUGCAAGGAGUUUGUGAAAAAAAAAUUACCUACGGUUCCCGUAUUACAGAUCAAUCCUACCAGACUGAUACAAUAUACGAAUAGGAAACAUACGCCGAGAAAUCAACAACACGGAAAAUUCUGAAACAAUUCCUUUUCUUUCUUCUUCUUCUUUGGGAUUGAGACUAAUUAAAAUGAUUGGAACAAUAAACAUCCAUCUUUUCCGUAUUUUGGAUAUCCGUAUAAUUAUUGA
Messenger RNA from Raphanus sativus (radish), 288 nucleotides. RefSeq lists its product as uncharacterized. The record is from RefSeq and is a predicted model, not a curated record. Lineage: Eukaryota; Viridiplantae; Streptophyta; Magnoliopsida; Brassicales; Brassicaceae.